This is a messenger RNA of Cyclopterus lumpus (lumpfish), 3177 nucleotides long. RefSeq names its product G protein-coupled receptor 37a (gene gpr37a). Bases 354 to 2054 code for a protein of 566 amino acids. NCBI's taxonomy places the organism in Eukaryota, Metazoa, Chordata, Actinopteri, Perciformes, Cyclopteridae. Gene Ontology annotation, cellular component: signaling receptor complex; plasma membrane. Gene Ontology annotation, molecular function: G protein-coupled peptide receptor activity; prosaposin receptor activity. Gene Ontology annotation, biological process: adenylate cyclase-inhibiting G protein-coupled receptor signaling pathway; positive regulation of MAPK cascade. The transcript has 2 exons. The record is from RefSeq and is a predicted model, not a curated record.
CCUCCUCCUCCUCCUGCUCCUCCUCCUUCACUCUUCAGCCGCGGAGGAUCUGGACGGUCUGACUCUGUGUUCAGGUCUUGGUUUCGCUCCGGUCUCUGGUGAUGCCUCCAGACUGGAGCUGCUCCGGGACGCAACCGAACCCGACAGGUGCUCCUCUCACGCACGAGCGAAGAGCUUGUGGGAGCUGGCUGGGCGCAAAGAUGAAGGGAAACUGAUUCCUGUGUUGCAGAUUUAAGUUAAGAUUCGAUUUUUCUUUUUCCUUUUCCUACUUUCUGGACCGAUUAUCAGAAGAUGGAUCGAUCGUUUUGGAAAGCGCGUGAGUCUGAUCUCACGGGUUAGACAGAACCCGCACGAUGCUGCUCCCUUUCUCGAGGUUGCUGUGUUUGUGGCUGUGCGGCGAGGCCGCGGCGAGUCGGCUCCACUGGCACCAAACAAACACGACUUUCAGUCCUCAUCAUGAGUCCGCGCAGAGCCGGAGAUGGCGUACAGUCACCGGGGAGGACAGUGGAGGCACGCGCGGUGCGGGCGCGCGGUCCUCGUGGCUGGAUUCUGUAGACCCGGCAUCCUCUGUGCGUAAAAGCGACGCGUCAAACGGAGCGCGGCGCACCCGGCAGCUGCUGUCCGGAGACGAAGCUUUACGCGCGGAUGUAAACAAGGCCGGGAGCGGUGGAUGCCGCCCGGGAGGCGCGCUCCAACAAACCCCGCGUGGACGCACGUGUAGCCUCGGGAGGAGCGGACGCGGCCGGCGGCAGAGGCGCAGGAGGACGCGGAGGAGCGAGCCGCCGCAGGACGGAGCCGCCGUAGCGCAGGAGCAAGAGGCCGGACCCCCCUUCGGACUCAACAACGCCAGCGACUACGAGGAGGAGUACCCGCUGCCGGACUCGCCCGACGCCACGCCGCUCGCGCCGGUGAACCCGCGGACCAGGCGGAAGCGGCUGAGGAACCCGUUCUACCCGGUCACCGCGGAGUCGGUCGGCGCGUACGCGGUCGCGAUCGCCGCCGCGGUCAUCUUCGGCGUGGGCGUCAUCGGGAACGUGUCCGUCAUGUGCAUCGUGUGUCACAACUACUACAUGAGGAGCAUCUCCAACUCGCUGCUGGCCAACCUCGCGCUCUGGGACUUCGUCGUCGUCUUCUUCUGCCUGCCGCUCGUGGUGUUCCGCGAGCUCACCGAGGACUGGCUGCUCGGGGACUUCUCGUGCAGGAUCAUCCCGUACCUGGAGGUGGCGUCGCUCGGGGUCACGACCUUCACGCUUUGCGCCCUGUGCAUCGACCGCUUCCGCGCCGCCACCAACGUGCAGCUCUACUACGAGAUGAUCGAGAACUGGGCGUCGACCGCGGCCAAGCUCGCCGUCAUCUGGGUGGGCGCUCUGCUGCUGGCGCUGCCCGAGCUGCUGAUCCGCCAGCUGGUCACCGAGGACGGCGAGCCGCCGGGCGCGGCGCCGUGCGAGCGCUGCGUGGUCCGGAUCUCCACCGAGCUCCCGGACACGCUGUACGUGCUGGGACUCACCUACGACGGCGCGCGGCUCUGGUGGUACUUCGGCUGCUACUUCUGCCUGCCGACGCUGUUCACCAUCUGCAGCUCGCUGGUCACCGCGCGCAAGAUCCGGCACGCCGAGCGGGCCUGCGUCCGCGGCGGCAAGAAGCAGAUCCAGCUGGAGAGCCAGAUGAACUGCGCCGUGGUGUCGCUGGCCAUCCUCUACGGCUUCUGCAUCAUCCCGGAGAACAUCUGCAACAUCGUGGGCGCCUACAUGGCGGCCGGCGUUCCCCGGAGGACCCUGGACAUCCUGCAGCUGGUCAGCCAGAUGCUGCUCUUCUGCAAGUCGGCGGUGACGCCGGUGCUGCUGUUCUGCCUGUGCCAGCCGUUCACCAGAGCGCUGCUGGACUGCUGCUGCUGCUGCUGCGCCGAGUGCAGCCCGCCGCGCCGCGCAGCCGGCGCCGAUGCCGACGCCGAAGACGACGAGUGCGCCGCCACCGAGCUGGAGCUGUCGCCCUUCAGCACCAUCCGCGUCCAGGAGGCGUCCACCUCCUACGCCAGCGCGGGGACACACUGUUGAGGUCAAAAGAGGUCACAGAUCAGCCGCGUCGGGGGCGGAGCUUCUCGUGGCCGUUUGAUUGGCUGUCGAUUGCUGAGGUUUUUUUAACGGUUGGACACGUGUUUACUGGCGGACUCAGUUCGUCCUUCUCACCGUUUACAGAGUUCACAUGUGAACGAACACUCAGGCGGUUUUAGCUUAAUAGCAUUUAUGAGUUUAGUUAUUUUCAAUUACUUUUUGUUUAUUGUGACUGUAUUUUACAGAAGCUAGGAGACUCGUGAGGUCACAUGGAGAAAAAGAAAAAAAAAGAUCAUUAAAUUGGGUAAUGCUAUAUUUCAGGUGUCCGUAAUUUCAUUAAAAAAUGUCUUGGGGGAAAAAAGCUUUCAGUUCCAGUUUAGUUUGUUUAAAACAGUUGUAAAAUGUCCUGUAAAUUGCUGCUCUAUUUAAAUACAAAAUACACUGUUAUUAUUUCUUUUUAUCAAAAAUAUUAUCCUCCAUAUAUUAACAUUAAUAUCCUUUCCUUUAGUCAAUUUUGCAUGUUCAGUUAACGUGUUGCUAAGUGCUAAGCUAAUUGAUUUCAGAAAAUGACAUCACUUUAAAACCAGGAAAAGAAGAGACUUCUCUCAUAUUACAAUGUCCAAAAUCCAAGUCGACAUCUAGUCUCACGUCACGAUAUCGAUAUAAUAUCUAUAUCGAUAUAUUGUCCAGCUUACAUGUAGCAAUCGAUCACUGUCUCCGUUCUCUGGUUCUUUUUAGAGGACAUUUUAAGGACUUUACGGACCGCUGAAAUACAGUUAAAACCCGUAAAUCGUCUCGAGAUAAAGGACAUAAAGAAAACCUGCAGUUUGGUUCUUUUGUGUCUAGUUUUCUCCCCGUAAGCGAGUCAGAGAGUAUAUUGAAAAAUGGCCGUUGAUGCUGUUGUCGCUCUUUACUCGGUGUGUCGUGUGACCGAGUCACUGUUGUUGUUUGUUGUUGUUGUUUUUAGCCAUGUGAAAGUGUCACUUUAUUUAGACAGCAAGUAGAUAUUUGUUGUAAUAAAUCGUGGCGUUGCGUUUAGAGACGCUCGAUGAGGAACAGAAACCGAAACCACUUUAAAUUUGAAGCAAAUUUUAAAUAAAAUGUGUGAAACAGGCUGAAUGCUAAA